CGUCACAUUUUUUUAUAAAAAUCUGUGUAUAUUUAUCGAAUUCGAAGAAAAUUAUAUACACCUCUCUGUAUAUAGCCGUCACCGUUUUAAAUCUCCAAAGCCAUCUCUCUGUUUCGAUCGAAUCAGCUGUUUCAAUGGAGGGAUUGGCCAUCGGAGCAUCUCGACCGUCGAUUUCGUGUUCGUUGCAAGGCUUCGGCGGCUCGGAACGAUCUCAGCCGUCCACCGUGAGGCUCCCGCCGGCGAAUGUCGCCGACAACCCUAAACUGGUCGCGAAAUCGACUUCUGUUCUUCCCAUCUCCGCCGUCAACGUGUCGGCCAACGCUUCUUUGACGGCUGAUUUUCCCGCCCUUUCAGAUGAGAAGGUGGCCGAGACAGGAACCAAAAGGAAAUCGUCGAAUAUAGUUUGGCACGAGAGUUCAAUCUGCAGAUGCGACAGGCAGCAACUUCUCCAGCAAAAGGGCUGCGUCAUCUGGAUCACUGGUCUCAGCGGUUCAGGGAAAAGCACAGUGGCUUGUGCGUUAAGUAAAGCGUUGUACGAAAGAGGCAAACUUACUUACACUCUCGACGGAGACAACGUUAGGCAUGGCCUGAACCGCGACCUCACCUUCAAGGCAGAGGAUCGUACCGAAAACAUCCGUAGGAUCGGGGAAGUGGCUAAGCUCUUCGCGGACGUGGGCGUGAUUUGCAUCGCGAGUUUGAUUUCGCCGUACCGGAGGGACAGAGACUCGUGCCGGUCGUUGUUACCGGAGGGAGAUUUCAUCGAAGUAUUUAUGGACGUGCCACUCCAAGUUUGCGAGGCAAGAGAUCCAAAAGGCUUGUACAAGCUCGCUCGAGCCGGCAAGAUCAAAGGGUUCACUGGAAUCGACGAUCCUUACGAGCCACCGUUGGAUUGUGAGAUAGUGCUGAAACACACGGGGGAUAACUACUCUUCGUCCCCACGAAAGAUGGCAGAGACCAUAAUAUCUUAUCUGGAAAGCAAAGGCUACCUUCGGGGCUAAAAAUAAAUAAAUUCAUUUCAUGUUUCAAUCCCCAUCCACAAGUUUCCUAUUGGAUGAUUUAUCUGUUUGUAAUACGACGUCGCUUUUGUUCAUCUUGCUUCAUUUGUUCUUACAUAUCCAGAGGAAAAUGUGCCAGAAAAAAAAAAGUGUUAAGACAUCUUAUUAGGGUUUUGUCUGCUAGAGCGAGAUUAAUAAAAAAUAAAAAAGAAAGAUGGGUUGUACGUGCCAUCUAUCUUCUAUA
Tarenaya hassleriana is the source of this 1239-nucleotide messenger RNA. Its product is annotated as adenylyl-sulfate kinase 2, chloroplastic. Lineage: Eukaryota; Viridiplantae; Streptophyta; Magnoliopsida; Brassicales; Cleomaceae. The coding region runs from base 135 to 998 and encodes 287 amino acids. The record is from RefSeq and is a predicted model, not a curated record. Gene Ontology annotation, biological process: sulfate assimilation. Gene Ontology annotation, molecular function: ATP binding; adenylylsulfate kinase activity. The transcript has 7 exons.